AUGCAGCCUAUUCACUGCACCAACUGUGCCCGAUGCGUGCCCGAGGAUAAGGCCUUUGAGAAGUUCAUCAUUCGAAACAUUGUAGAGGCCGCAGCGGUCGGGGACAUUUCUGAAGUGAGUGUUUUCGAUGCCUAUGUGCUUCCCAAGCUGUACGUGAAACGACAUUAUUGCGAGAGUUGUGCCAUUCACAGCAAGGUAAUCAGGAAUCGUUCUCGGGAAGCCCAGAAGGUUUGA
This is a messenger RNA of Phacochoerus africanus (Common warthog), 234 nucleotides long. RefSeq names its product 40S ribosomal protein S26-like. The transcript has a single exon. Bases 1 to 234 code for a protein of 77 amino acids. Gene Ontology annotation, cellular component: cytosolic small ribosomal subunit; ribosome. The record is from RefSeq and is a predicted model, not a curated record. Gene Ontology annotation, biological process: translation. Lineage: Eukaryota; Metazoa; Chordata; Mammalia; Artiodactyla; Suidae. Gene Ontology annotation, molecular function: structural constituent of ribosome; mRNA binding.